Eublepharis macularius is the source of this 3414-nucleotide messenger RNA. RefSeq names its product ribosome binding factor A (gene RBFA). The record is from RefSeq and is a predicted model, not a curated record. The transcript has 7 exons. NCBI's taxonomy places the organism in Eukaryota, Metazoa, Chordata, Lepidosauria, Squamata, Eublepharidae. The coding region runs from base 364 to 1482 and encodes 372 amino acids. Gene Ontology annotation, biological process: rRNA processing.
AGACAGGUUGUAGGUGGGUAGCUGCCUGGCUCCAAAGCAAAAUCCCCCCCAAAAAGUGACGGAAUACCUUGUGUAAGACCAAACAAGGUCCCGAAAACAGCAUGCAAGCUUUGGGGUUCUUCAGCACCCUUCAUCCUGCAGGAUUUUGGCUUGUAAGGGCAGAGUUUUUCAGGUCACAAUCUGAAACACCCCUUUCCGCAUCCUGCGCAGAGCUCCGCAGAAGCGCCAUCGUGCCAGAUGCGCCUCGCGUCCGCGAGGGGCGCUAAGCAGCUCCUUCCCCUUCUCGGCUUUAUUGCCCAGCGGAGGCCUGGCUGGGCCUGACGGGCGCCCUGGAACUCGGAGCGUUCCAGUUUCUUCGCUCCAAUGUGGAGCGUUCGACGUGGUUCGAUAGCCGUUGCAGUUGCCGGAGGCCGAGCGGUUCGGGUGCACAGGGCGGGAGCGGCGGCUGCAGGAUGGCGACGGUGGCAGAACGCCGCUUCUUGUGGCGCUGGCGAGGGAGGCCUGCUUCUGCCGGGGUGCCCCACAUGCCGGGCACUGCACCACUCAGCCCCUCUCUGCGGCUCCAGGAAUCUGCUGAAGAAGUUUCUCUAUAAAAAGAAGAAGAAGUUUUGGUAUGAUAGUCCUAUGCUGGGCUCCCAUCUGGUAUAUAAGCCAUCCAACCUGAACAAUAUUUUAAAGCUUGCUCCACCCAAAGUCAGAAAAGAAGAAAGCAUACGCAAAAGAACCCUAGAUGUUCUGCUAUUUAAAGCUGUGAGAAGCAUUCUGAGUACUUGCGAGGCUGGUGAAGAAGUAUAUAAUCUCAGUGUAGAACUGUCUAAAGGAUCCCUUGCAUCAGAUUUUUCAGUGUGUCGUAUAUAUUGGAAGACUACUGGUAAUACAGAACAAGAUGACUGUAUUGAUAAGGUUCUGCAGCAGAGUGCUCACCGUAUAAGACACCUUCUGAUUUCGAAUCAGGUCCUAGGAAAUGUUCCUCCAAUAAUAUUUGUUAGAGACAAAGCAGAUGCUGCAGUACAAGAGAUUGAGAAGCUAUUGGCAAUUGCAGAUUUUGGGCCAGCAGAAGAAGAAAAUGAAUUGGAUCAAAAUGAUUUCAGCAAACAAAGAUCCACCAUGGCUGUUGUAUCUCUGGACACCUCAGAUUCUCCCAUCCUCUCUAAUUUAUUUGGGGUUAAUCAUGAAGAAUUAAAUAAGCAAAUACUUGAAUACAAAAAAAUGAGGAAGGACAAGGAAAUAGAAGGGAUUGGACUGUCAGAGCAGCAGCUGAAGCAGCUGGCUGAAAUACAGAAGCAAAAGAAACUAAGGAAGAAAAAAGCCAGAAAAACUUUUGAUGAUGAUAUCACACCUGAGAAAUAUUUAAUGGACAAAUAUGAUGAAGAUUAUUGGGAUAGUGAAGGUGAAUCCCCCCAAGAAGCUGAACUGGAAUAUCAAUCACAAGAAAUAGAAAAUGAACUGGAGAUAGAUAAUGGAAACACUAAGCUUAAGUAAAUUUGAAAAAACUGCGGCUCAGUUCAGAUACCAUGCUACUGUUUUAUGGAAUGUAAAUGGACCAGGUGCACAUGGGCUUCUUCCUUUGAGAAUUCUCUCUUCCCUUUCCUGAUUUGAUUGACCAUAGUUUGUUACUAUGACGUCAAAAUUAUGCAAGGAAUUAUCUGCAAAACCAUGGUCUGAAGGCAAUUACGGGCUAGUACUAUAACUUUCCUGAUUUAGACACCACUGCAAACUGUGGUUAUGCAAACCAGAACAUGAAGGAAGAAAUCGGUGCACAAGAGAGGUGAGAAAAAAGGGUGCAUUCCUGAUUUUCCAAAAGACAGUUUGGAAUUGGGAUUGUUACACUUGAACUGAGCCUGUAGGUUUUGUGUGUUUACAAAAAAAAAGCUAUUAAAACAUUUAAGCUUUCUUUGAUUUUAGAAAUGCAGUCAUGGAUCAUGUUAUUUGUAGCAGGGAAACAGAUGGUACAUGUAGAAAUAAUGAUUCAGGAAAUUCAGGAGAAUGGAUGGUUCGGCAAGGAAGAUAAAACACUGAACCUACUGAAAGACGCACAGGCCAAGGCACACAUAAUAGGAGCAUGAUUUGGAGCCUGUACCUGAGCAGGACGGCAUAUGAGAGCGUAUAGGGCUCUCCAGUACUGGUGCAAAGAGGGAGCCUCUACACUUGGGAGAGCAACUGCUUGUGGCACUGCUGAGAGAAAGUCCCUCUGCAGUACUGCACAGUGAGAGAGCAGAAAGGCUGGGAGCCUUGGACAUGCAGGUCCAAGGGAGGGGGACAGACGCUGUUCCCUUGGCAGCUGUACAGAGUUGUUCCAGCAAAAAGGUCUAUGAUGGGGCACGUUUGGACAGUUCAGUUGAAGUUGCCUUGCCUAAGAAGUAGCUGUUGCUGAGGGUAGCCAAGUGUGAUGAGUUACUGAAGAGCAGCAUGAAGGAAGGUUAACUGCAUUCCUUACAUUCUUGGGAUUUCAUUCCUGCUUUCCGUAAUGAGAAAAAUGGAAUAGCAUAAAGAAACUUCAUCGUGUCACAACAGAAUUGCAUUAAAGUGCAUUUUUAUAAAUCCUUUACUAUGGAAAAAUAAUAUAAAAGAACACACAUAAACUGCAACACAAAAUAUUUGUAGCAGAAUUAAAAACUUAAUAAUAGGAAACAUUAAAAUACAUGAACAAGAUAAACUGUAUAGACUAUAAGAGUAACAUGCUCACGGAUGGAAAUUACAUUAUUCCAGAGCAUUGUGAAUAAAAUUAAUUACAGAUCUAGCAACUAGGAGCACAAUUCAGUUUCCCUGAUAGUAGAUUAAUUUGGACAUUAAAGCAAUUGACCAGCUCCUCUUAACUCCAGUUGACACCAUAUGACAGUCCUGUUUUUUCAUUGAUAAAGCCCCUAAUUAAAAGCCUGAGUAAAAAGGUGUGUUUUGGCAUGGUGCCUAAAAGAGGUCAGGUGAGCCUCAAGGGGGAAAGGUGUUCCAAAAGCAAGGGACCACCGCAGAAAAUGCUCUGUCUCUAGUUGUUACCCGCUUCACCUUUGAAGACCUUCAUUGGCAGGUCUUAACUAGUAGACUGGAUAAUAUGGGAGGACACAGUCCUUUGGAACCAUACUGCUGCCUCCUUGUUCUUUUGGUUUUAGAAGGAAGUCACGUGCUCUGUCCUAGUCUAAUGCUCAUGCCGGUUUAGUGUUCCAGUGCACGUGUCCUUAUGUACAUAGCAGCAGACUGCAUACAUAUAGCUCUGUCCAGGGAUUCAGCUUGCUGGGCAGCCGGAGACAAUUUUUGUGUAUUACAGCAAAUAGAAUAUAGUAGGAGGCCAAAGUUCAGAAAGUUCAAGAAAUACAGAUUCAUGGUGUACUUUGUACUUCUUUGUUCUUGUUUUUAUACUGCAAUUCUCUCUUUUAAAAAAAAAACACUUAACAUCACCCUAUGACAUUUUCAUUGGAA